Penicillium oxalicum is the source of this 1194-nucleotide messenger RNA. Its product is annotated as MIND complex subunit MTW1. NCBI's taxonomy places the organism in Eukaryota, Fungi, Ascomycota, Eurotiomycetes, Eurotiales, Aspergillaceae. Gene Ontology annotation, cellular component: chromosome, centromeric region; nucleus. The coding region runs from base 1 to 1194 and encodes 397 amino acids. Gene Ontology annotation, biological process: mitotic cell cycle; kinetochore assembly; protein localization to kinetochore. The record is from RefSeq and is a predicted model, not a curated record. The transcript has 4 exons.
AUGAGCAUUGACUAUGGCGAUAGUCCCAACUCCCCCGCUCCGACGCUGGAAUCUGCCCGGACAAAACUCCAGGAGGGCGGUCUGCUUACGUACUCUGCACCCCUCACCCGCACUCCGCCUCGGCGCGUCUUGUCUUCAACACGCGCGCGCCCAGAACUCCACAAGUUCAAGCUCCGCCGUGACGAGGGGCUCCUUGGUCUUGCAAUGAACGAUGCGACGACGUCUUUGCUCACGGAGCAUUUUAGCUAUACACCCCUGUCGCUCAUUGACGACAUUAUCAACUCGAUCAACAAUUUGAUCUAUCAGGCAAUCUCAAGUUUGGAAUCGGGUCUUCUUGCCACGCCACCCGAGCGCCUAGGAUUCGGACACGCGAACAAUGGGUCGACAAUACCCGAUACGGACGAGGAUGGCAAUGUGGUCUAUCCGGAAGCGAGGUUAGAGAUUGAAAAUGGGUUGCAUCAGCUGGAAACAUUGCUGGAGGCCAAUGUGGACAAGGCAUUUGACAAAUUCGAGAUCUACGUCCUGAGAAAUAUCCUCACUGUGCCGGAGGAUCUCCUGUUUUGGGUGCGGCUCAAACAUUACGAGGGACUGUCCUUCACACCGAGCCCCGAUGCACCCACCCCAGAGACCAUUCUUGCCCUGCGAAAGAGAGUCUUGGAGACUCGAAAGCUCACGCGGUCACUCAAAGAAGAAUCCGCCCGAAAUGAAGCCGUCAUCGCGCAACUCAAGUCCAUCUUAUCCACAGUGGAGACUGUGAGCCCUGAUCGCGCUGAAAACGGAUCAAAGGCGGAUGCAGCUGUGAAACCGGUGGACCUGUCUUUCCUCACCUCCAGUCCCGCGGCACGUCAGCUCCGUGUUGGCGUAGACACCAGUGCUCAUACGAAAUAUGCUCCUCUGACCACCAACACCACCUUUAUCCUGUCUCAACUUCCGGCCUUGCAUGCUACUCUGGAGAAUCUACGGCCCAAAUUGGCUAGCUUGCCCGGGUCGUCCCAAGGAUUGACGUCUAGGACAAAGCGGGAUGAACGCAGAGAAUAUAUCGAGAGUCGAAUCAGACUACAUUUGGAACGCGCCGGCCAAUUGGCUGUGAGCGACAACGGCAAUCCGGUCGUUGCGGGCCGUCGCAUCGACAUUUCCGAGGCUCAGGCUUUGGAGAGCGUGGCAAGCAUGCUUACACAGACACGGAAAGACUGA